UUAGAUUAAAUAUUAUAUUUCAGGUCAUUUUCAUGCUAGUAAUACUGUUAUGUGUUUUGGAAUAACUCAAGACCCAAAUACCAAAGAUUAUAUGAUGGUUUUACAAUAUUUUGAGGGAGGAAAUUUGAGAAAUAUAUUAGUAAAAGGUUCAAAACUUAAAACUAAAAUAGAUUAUUUAUUUCAAAUUAUAGAUGGACUUUCAGGUAUUCAUGAUGCUGGAAAUAUUCAUAAAGAUUUUCAUUCGGGCAAUAUAUUACAUGAUAAUGAUGAUUAUCUAUCAAUUAGUGAUUUGGGAAUGUGUCAACCAGUAAAUGAUAAUGAACGAAAAGGAAUUUAUGGAGUAAUACCUUAUAUGGCACCCGAAGUUUUACGUGGAUAUAAAUAUACAAAAGCAGCAGAUAUUUACUCAUUUGGAAUAAUAAUGAAUGAACUUAUGUCAGAAGAAAUUCCUUAUAAUGAUAUUCCUCAUGAUCAUUUUUUGGUUGUUAAAAUAUGUAAAGGAUUUAGACCAACAAUUUCUGAAGAUACACCAAAAUUAAUUGUAGAUUUGAUUAUUAAAUGUUGGGAUGCUAAAGCAGAAAAUAGACCAACUGCUAAAGAAUUACGCCAAACAUUUCUUAAAUAUGGAAAUGAUAUGGAAGAUGAAAAUAGUGAAAUUAGUUAUCAAAUAAAAGAAUGUGAAAAAAUUAAAGAGAAUAAAUUAAAAAACAGAACAAAUGAAAAUAAAUCUAAAAAUCUUCAAACAUAUCCACAAGCAAUUUAUACUAGUAGACUUUUAAAAUUUGAAAAUCUUCCAGAACCAGUUAAUUCAACCGAUUAUUCAUCUUCUUAUCAAGAAAUUAUUUCAUCAUCAUCAGAAAAUCCAAUUUCUGAAUGUUUGGAUUGUGAAUUAAAUGAAUUAGAUCUCAAUCAAGACGAUGAUGAAUAAAUUUUAAGGAGUAAAUAUUUAUCGCCUAUAGCGAUGCAUCGCCUCUGGGAAAAAUUACGUAAUGCCAGCCAAAAUAGAGACAGGUGACAAAAGGUAGCAAUACGAGAUGAAUAAAUUAUUUCAAUUUUAAAUUAGUAUAUUCAAAAAAUUUUAAUAUUUAUUUUUAAUUAUAUAUUAUUCCAUUUUCUUAUAUAAAUUCUUUUUGAUUCAGUAUUUUAUUAUAUUAUUUCAAUAAUUUCCUUUAUAAAUUUUUUAUUUUUAUUAUAUAAUGUAGCGAUGUGACUUUAUUUGAUCAAAGAAAGAUAAAAUUUAAACUAUAAAAUAAAUACAUCAUUAUGUCAUAUACUAU
Rhizophagus irregularis DAOM 181602=DAOM 197198 is the source of this 1277-nucleotide messenger RNA. RefSeq lists its product as uncharacterized. The record is from RefSeq and is a predicted model, not a curated record. Gene Ontology annotation, biological process: signal transduction; protein phosphorylation. Gene Ontology annotation, cellular component: cytoplasm. Lineage: Eukaryota; Fungi; Glomeromycota; Glomeromycetes; Glomerales; Glomeraceae. Gene Ontology annotation, molecular function: ATP binding; protein kinase activity.